Meloidogyne enterolobii is the source of this 700-nucleotide messenger RNA. The record is from the annotation of a GenBank genome assembly. Lineage: Eukaryota; Metazoa; Nematoda; Chromadorea; Rhabditida; Meloidogynidae.
UAUUUAUUAGCAAUGUCACAAUCUUGGUUUUGAGAGUUACUCUUGAGUAUUUACUCAGACUUUUCUUGUUGGGUUUUCGGUCUUGUUUCUUUAGUUCUGGAAAAUUUCGGUCUUGAACAUCUCUAGUAAUCGUUUCAACUUUUGUUUCAACUUUUGUUGAUGGGGGUAAGUAAUUAAGAGUAUGAGUAAGUUUUAAGAAUAUAUGGUAGUUAUAUCUCAUUUACAAGUAUUUUUAGUGUAUGCUGAUUAUAAGCAAUCUGCGAAACACUUUUAUAAAAUUUUCUAUGAAAUCAACGAGGAAGAAUCCAAACGGAAUCAGUUAGCCAUAGACAUUAUUCUCUGGCAACACUAUAUGGUGGACGCUUUAAACUCAAAUAAAGAAUGGACUGCAAAUAGCACUACAAGAAAGAUGAGACUUUGGACUAUAGAAAUUUGGAAACUGGCCCAAGAUCAAUUAGAUAUACCUUACUGUUAUUCACUUGAUAAGAACAAAAGUUUAGCUGCAUUAACGAGAGUUCAUUCUAAUUUUCCAGUCUUUUUUCUGCGAAUGAUUCAGACAAUGGAAUUGAAAAAACGAUCAAAGAACUAUAAAUCUUUAGAUAAAAAUUCAUAUAUGAUGAAAUUACAGGUAUCUACAUUUCAGAGCCCCAUGUCACAAUCUAAGAAAAAGCUAUGGGACCUAACAUUGUCUAAAAGUUAA